This is a messenger RNA of Agelaius phoeniceus (red-winged blackbird), 3694 nucleotides long. RefSeq names its product AGBL carboxypeptidase 2 (gene AGBL2). The record is from RefSeq and is a predicted model, not a curated record. Gene Ontology annotation, molecular function: zinc ion binding; metallocarboxypeptidase activity. Gene Ontology annotation, biological process: proteolysis. Lineage: Eukaryota; Metazoa; Chordata; Aves; Passeriformes; Icteridae.
CCAGGCUGGGGCAAGAGAGGCUGGAAAGCUGGGAAAGGCCCUGGGUGUGCUGGUGAGAGCAGCUGAACAGGAGCCCAGGUGGACAAGAGGCUGAUGGCACCUGGGCUGUCCCAGCAUUGGUGUGGCCACGGGCCCAUCCCCUGUUCUGACACUGCUGGGCUACCUCCAGCAGUGGAGGUGGCCUCCACUCUACCUGGGGACAAAUCUGGAGCCCUCGUGGUAAGAGGGGCUGUCCAAAGAAGGGAAUGGAGCAGAGGAAGGGUAUGGAGCACCAGGAGGAGCUGGGGGUCCUCAGCCUGGAGUGAAGGAGGCUUGGUGCGACCCUCUGGCUCUCCACAACUCCCUGAGAGAAGGAUACAGCCAGGGGAUGCGUCAGGCUCUGCUACAAGGGACGGGACAAGAGAAAACAGCCUCAAGCUCUGCCAGGAGAAGUUGAGGUUGGAUGAGAGGAGGAAUUUCUUCAUAGAAAGUGGUGUCAGGCAUCAAAGGGGCUGCUCAAAAGUGUGAUUGAGUCCCUAGCCCUGGCAGUAUCCGAGGAAUGACUGGACAUGGAAUGACAAGGAAUGACAUGAACACCUCAGUGCUCUGGUCUGGGUGUUGAGGUGGGGAUUGGUCGCAGGUUGGGCUUAAUAAUCCUCGAGGUCUUUUCCAACUUUAAUGACUGCGAAAUCCCUCUGGCUCCUUGCCCAGCUCUGCUCCAGGACUGCCCCAUUCCUCCCUGUAGCUCAGCAACCGGGUGCUAGCCCAGCCCUGACGCUGCCUCUGCUGUUCCGGGGCUCUCACAGCCAUGGAGCCCGCAGGGCGCUGCGCUGCCCAGGGAAGGGAGGGAGCUCUGCGGGGGUUCAGGGGAGGACAGCUCCUGAAGCCCUAUGACAGCUUCAUCCGCACCCACCUGCGCUUCUAUGGCUACUUCCGAGAUGAGAAGACAGGCAGGGAAGAGACUGCCAUGUCCCCGGGGGAACCCUCCGGGCAGCAUCCCAAGGCCUCCACCAUGGGCAACACCGACCCUGGCUGGCAACGAGGUCCUGGGCGCGAGCCAAACCACCCCAGGGUGGUGCAGACGCCCCACCAGGGCAGACUGGCCCCCUUAAGGCAGCCCUGGAGGUCUCCAGGAGAACCACAGGCUCUGUUCUCCCUCCCUGCUCCUCGCUGGCCUGUGGAGUGUGAAGUCAUCCCAGAGACAAUUGAGCACAUCGAGUGGGUCCCCCCCAAACCAGAGCCCUUCUGCCCACCCAUGGGCCAGGAGCAGGCCCUGUGCACCCUUGGUGAGGAGCAGGGCACUAUUGUCUACCACUCCAGCCCAGUGCUCCAAGGCUCCUGCUUUACUCGUGCUCGGGUUGGAGGAGCCCCGGGGCCACUCUCCUCGCCAGCAGCCCCCUUGGAGGGUCCCCAGGACACCACGCUGCUCUUUGAGUCCCGCUUUGAGAGUGGGAACCUCCAGAAGGCCAUCAAGGUGGGUCCCUACGAGUACGUGCUGAUGCUGCGGCCAGACCUGUACACGGCCAAACACACACAGUGGUUCUACUUCCGUGUCCAAAACACGCGGCAGGAGCCGCUCUACCGCUUCACCAUUGCCAACAUGGCCAAGCCCAAGAGCCUCUAUGGCCAGGGCUUGCGGCCGCUGUUCUAUUCCCAGCAGGAUGCCCAGAGCUGUGGCAUAGGCUGGCGCCGGGUCGGGACCGAUGUCUGCUAUUACCGUGGCAGCGCAGGGGAGCCACCGCUGUUCCGGCUCAGCUGGACUAUGCGCUUCCCCCAUGAUGGUGACACCUGCUUCUUUGCCGCCGGCUACCCCUACACCUAUUCGGAUCUGGGGCGCUACCUGCGCGCGCUGGCGGCCGACCCGGCGCGCUCACGGUACUGCACGGUGCGGGCACUGUGCCACAGCCUGGCUGGCAACACCGUGCCCCUGCUGACCAUCACCGGCCCGGGUGGCACGGCCGGCAAGCGGGCAGUGGUGCUGAGCGCCCGCGUGCACCCUGGUGAGAGUGGCGGCUCCUGGGCCAUGCAGGGAUUCCUGGAUUUCCUGCUGAGCCCCCACGAGGAUGCGCAGCUCCUGCGCCGCCUCUUCGUCUUCAAAGUGGUGCCGAUGCUCAACCCCGAUGGGGUGGUGGUGGGCAACUCCCGCUGCUCCCUGGCAGGACGGGAUCCCAACAGGGCCUAUGGGAAGGCGCUUCCCGGCUCCUUCCCCGGCGUGUGGCACCUGCGGGCCAUGGUCCAGAGGGAGCUGGCAGAGCGGGAGGUGGUGCUGUACUGCGACUUCCAUGGGCACAGCAGGAAGAACAACGUGUUCAUGUAUGGCUGCGAUGGCGGCGGGGAUGGUACAGGGACACGGCUGCGCCAGCGAGUGUUCCCCCUAAUGCUGAGCAAAAACGCCCCUGACAAGUUCUCCUUCUCCAGCUGCAAGUUCCAGGUGCAGAAGAGCAAAGAGGGGACAGGCCGGGUCUCCAUGUGGCGCCUGGGCGUCUCCCACAGCUACACCCUGGAGGUGGCCUUCAGUGGCUCCACACUGGCUGGGAGAAGCUCCCACUUUAGCGUGGAGGACCUCGAGUCACUGGGCUGCCUCCUCUGUGACACCCUGCUCGACUUCUGCGACCCUGCACCUACCAAGCUCCAGCAGUGCCUGGUGGAAGCGGAUGCACUGCUGCAGCAGCGGAUGGGUCGUGGGCCAGGCUCUGGAGGCAGCUGGAGUGAUGUGUCCCCCUCAGAGCUUGAGUCCAGCACCAGUGGCUCUGACAGUUCCGUGUCUGACGGGAUCCCAGAUGACUUCCACAGCCCCAGCCAACAGAUGGAGCCACACAGGAAGAAGCGGCUGCAGAGACGGAGAGCAAGGAAUGUCCUGCGCCAAACAAAGCGGAGCCGCACCACUAUCCCGGCUGGGACCCGCAGGCAUCCAGUUCUUCCUGGUGUCCAGAGUGGAGGUGACAGUGUGGGAGAGAAGCCCAGAGCCAGCUCCAGUGUCACCUAUUCCAGGGCAGCUGGAGCAGGGAAUGGCCCCCGUGCCAUCGCAGGAGCAGUGCUUGGAGCUGACUCUGGAGUGGCCCUUCCCACGGCACCUGAAGCAGGGAAUGGCCGCUGUGCCACCAUGGGAAGGCAUCAGCUGGACAGCAGCACAAGUGCGGUGACACACCGCAAGCCCCCACUGAGCCCCUGCUACCGUGCUGCCACCAGUGACUCUUCCCGGGAUCCAGCCAUGGGGCCAUCCUGGCAGCGGGGUGGGCACAGGCCCAGGGACAGGGCACGUCCCCUCACUGUUCAUGUGGUGACCUUACGCUGCUGCGCCUGUGCUCGGCAGUAAAGGUGCUGCCACCUCCAUGUCUAUGCCUGGUGCUGCCUGUUUUCAUUUUGAUGUCCCCUCAGGAGUCUCCUUGUCCCCAAGCUCGGCCAGAAUCUUGCUGGCACCCAACCCCGUGACACCACCAUGGUGUCAGCCUAUGCCUGUGGUGCUACCUUGGGCCCUGCCACCAGCAUGUCCCCUCCAUUGCCUGGUAUCACCUCAGCCCUGCCACCAUGGUGUCAUCUCGGGUUGUAAGGAUGUUUGGUGCUAGCUCUGCCACCCGGGUGACUCCUCAGCCCUGUGACCCCACUGUCCCCCCUCUCACCAUGGUGUCCCCGCAGGCGCCGUGGGUGCCCCAGACCCCGUUGCCAUGGCAACAGCCCCGCCGCGCCUCCGGCCGUUUCCAUGGCAGCCGCUGCA